Messenger RNA from Amoebophrya sp. A25, 653 nucleotides. Lineage: Eukaryota; Dinophyceae; Syndiniales; Amoebophryaceae. The record is from the annotation of a GenBank genome assembly.
AGAGGCAGGCCAUUCGUGCAUCUGCGUUGGAUUCUGUGCUUCUUCAAAUUCACCUUUACGUCUUGUCCCAGCGGAUUCGUGAAGCGCUGAUGAAACGCAAUGUCGUAGAUGACGGCGAUAGACGUUCAUCCGGUGUGCUUGGACAAAAAGACGAGGACAUCAAAGAGUGCUGCAUCGAAAAUGAAUGUGCCCACUGGAGGUGACGUCCCCGCGGUCAAUCGUACCAGCCUGGCUACCGCUAGCAUUUCCGGGAAAGAUGGAAACAACUAUCGACAUGAAUACUCACACUCAGUAGGCGCAAACGGAGUGACCUAUUCAUAUCCAGGGGCCCAUGUAUCUUGUCCAUCUUCCCCCAGCAUAUGCACGGGAACUAGCCAUUACGGAGACAAGCAUUUAAUUAAGGCUCAAGAUAAUUCAUUUCCAAUGUCACUCUCCUUUCUUAUUUCCUUCUUAGGAUAUUGAAAGAAUGAGACUGCGUACGAAAUGAAUUGUUUUGCGCUGUAAUAUAUAAGCAAAACAAAAAGGCGAAGACAAAAAAAACAAAAAGAGUACCAAGGGAAGAAGGAGUCGAAAAUACCACGUCUCUAGUAAGACGCCCGCCCGAGGACACGCCUCGGCUCCGACUCGUCCAUCGGUCAGUACCAAGUACGUAG